Molecule: messenger RNA, 2416 nt
Organism: Arvicola amphibius (Eurasian water vole)
Lineage: Eukaryota; Metazoa; Chordata; Mammalia; Rodentia; Cricetidae
Product: guanylate-binding protein 4-like
Exons: 12
Coding region: 244-2127 (627 amino acids)
Biological process (GO): defense response to protozoan; defense response to Gram-positive bacterium
Molecular function (GO): GTP binding; GTPase activity
Source: RefSeq, a predicted model, not a curated record
UUCAGUUUCGGUUUUCUACAACUGGGUGGGUGCGAUAUCCUGUUUGACUCCUCUUUCUUAAGAAUAGAACUUUAGAGAAGGCCAGACGCAGCAGCAAGCUUUAGAGUGCCGAGCCAGGGUAGCAGAGACUCGUCCCUUGCAGUCAGUGGGAACAGCUCGCAGACAGGCUCAUUUUGAGGAUUCCUGGAGGCAGAAUCGCCACUUUAGACUGAGGUAGAGGUUACCAUAACAUCUAGUGCCAGCAUGGAGGCUCCCAUCUGCCUAGUGGAAAAUGAGAAUCAAGAGCUGAGAGUGAAUCCCGAAGCACUAAACAUUCUUGAGAGAAUUACUCAGCCUGUGGUGGUGGUGGCCAUUGUAGGACUGUACCGUACAGGGAAAUCCUACCUGAUGAACCGCUUAGCAGGACAGAACCACGGCUUCAAUCUGGGCACCACAGUGAGGUCUGAAACUAAGGGCAUCUGGAUGUGGUGUGUGCCUCACCCCAGCAAGUCAAAGUACACUCUUGUGCUUCUAGACACAGAGGGUCUAGGUGAUGUGGAAAAGGGUGACUCUAAGAAUGACUCCUGGAUCUUCGCCCUGGCUGUGCUUCUAAGCAGCACCUUUGUCUACAACAGCAUGAGCACCAUCAACCACCAGGCCCUGGAGCAGCUGCACUAUGUGACUGAACUGACUGAGCUGAUCAGAACAAAAUCCUCUUCACGAUCUGAAGAAGCAGAUGACUCUGAUGAGUUUGUGAGCUUCUUUCCGGACUUUGUCUGGACUGUUCGGGAUUUCACUCUGGAGCUGAAGUUAGAUGGACGUGUCAUCACAGCGGACGAGUACCUGGAGAAUGCCCUGAAGCUGAUUCCAGGCAGGGGUCUCAAAGCCCAAAAUGCUAACAUGCCUAGGGAAUGCAUCAGGCAUUUCUUUCCACAACGGAAAUGUUUUGUCUUUGAUCGACCUACAAAAGAAACAGAACUCUUAGUCCAUGUUGAGGAAAUACCAGAAGACGAGUUGGAUCCCAAUUUCCAAAUGCAAUCGAAAGAAUUCUGUUCUUACGUCUUCUCCAAUUCCAAGGCCAAGACCUUGAAAGAGGGAAUCAUUGUCAAUGGAAACAGACUGGCAACUCUGGUGACGACCUAUGUGGAUGCCAUCAAUAGUGGAGCAGUCCCUUGCUUGGAGAAUGCAGUGACCACUCUGGCCCAGCGUGAGAACUCCAUAGCUGUGCAGAAGGCAACUGACCACUACACUGAACGUAUGGCCCAGCGAGUGAGGCUCCCUACAGACACUCUCCAGGAGCUGCUGGAUGUGCACACAGCCUGUGAGAAGGAAGCCAUUGCUGUCUUCAUGGAGCACUCCUUCAAAGAUGAAAAUCAGCAGUUCCAGAAGAACUUGGUGGUUGCCAUAGAGGAACAUAAGGAAGAUUUCCUUCGACAGAAUGAAGCAGCAUCUCUCAGUUGCUGCCAGGCUGAGCUGAAGAAACUUGCAGAGUCCCUGAGGGAGAGCAUCUCACGUGGAGCUUUCUCUGUUCCUGGAGGGCAUAGACUCUACUUAGAAGCCAGAAAGAAGGUGGAGCAGGACUAUGAGCGAGUGCCCAGGAAGGGAGUGAAGGCAAAUCAUGUCCUUCAGAACUUCCUACAGUCACAGAUUACCAUAGAGGACUCCAUCCUGCAAUCAGACAAAGCCCUUACUGAUGGGCAGAAGGCCAUGGAAGCUGAGCGGGCUCAGAAGGAGGCAGCGGAACAAGAGCAGGAGCUACUAAGACAGAAACAGAAGGAACUGCAGCAAAUGAUGGAAUCUCAAGAGAGAAGCUACCAGGAAAAUAUGGUCCAACUACAUGAGAAGAUGGAGACUGAAAGGAAGAAUCUUUUGAGAGAACAAGAGGAAAUGCUAGCACACAAGUUGAAGGUCCAAGAAGACAUGCUUAAAGAGGGAUUUAAAAGAAAAUAUGAGGCACUGGGUGAUGAGAUAAGCCUACUACAAAAUGUGAUUGAAAAAAAUAGGAAUCCGAGUAGCUCAUUAGCUGCUCAAGUCUUCGAUGGGUUUGGAAAUGUGCUAAUUUCAGUAUUGCCUGGUGCUGGUAAGUUAUUUGGUAUAGGGCUGAAAAUUCUAAGCAGUCAAUUGAAAAAGUCAAAGAGUUCUUCUUAGAAAACUGUAGGUAUGGCGUCUUUAUUCCUGAGAAUUAUUUUUGAACUCUGUGUCAUGUUAACUUUAUUUAUUAAGUUUCAAAAACCAAGAAUGUACAUAAGUCACUGUCCACAAAUUGAUGUUAAGUCCUCAUUGCUGAUGACAAUACCUACAUAACUCAACUCAUUGGACAUGGAGAAGUCAAAGUCAAGCUGGUGCGCAUAGAACCUUCACCCCACAUGCUAACAUCUUUGGCACAGGGAUACACUCUGCAUGCUACCAAAGAAAAAUAAACAUCAAUCAGCCACAA